Onychostoma macrolepis is the source of this 1877-nucleotide messenger RNA. RefSeq names its product transmembrane protein 106Ba (gene tmem106ba). The coding region runs from base 136 to 906 and encodes 256 amino acids. Lineage: Eukaryota; Metazoa; Chordata; Actinopteri; Cypriniformes; Cyprinidae. The transcript is spliced from 8 exons. The record is from RefSeq and is a predicted model, not a curated record.
AUGCAGGAGGCGGGACUUCUUAGAAUACGGGUUGGUGAACAGAGCAGCCGUGUUGGAGCAGAGUAACGACGCUAUAGCGACUGCAAUUUUAUACAAACAGAAGGCAGGACCCUUCAAAAGAAGGCAGGCCUAACCAUGGGGAAGUCUCUGUUGUCUUUGCCGAAGCAAAAAGAGGACCAGGAGAGCCUGACUGAAAGCACAGAGUCUCACACUGAGGACAAUAAGCAUGAUGUGUCACAGUUUCCAUAUGUUGAAUUCACAGGCAGAGACAGCAUCACCUGUCCUACUUGUCAAGGGACGGGGAGGAUACCUAGAGACCAAGAAAACCAGCUGGUUGCUUUGAUACCGUACAGUGACCAGAGGCUGAAGCCAAGGCGAACGACAUUGUACGUGUCUUUAUCAGUCGUUCUGUGUCUGCUACUUUCUGGUUUGGCUGUGUUCUUCCUGUUCCCUCGGGCUAUUGAUGUCUCUUAUGUUGGGGUGAAGUCAGCCUAUGUCAAAUACAAUCGAGACCAGCGGAUAAUAUAUAUAAAUAUCACGAAUACUCUGAACAUCACCAAUAAUAAUUACUACCCAGUACACGUGGCCAACAUCACAGCGCAGGUGCAGUUCUACAAGACUGUGAUUGGAAAGUCUAUCGUCAGUAAUGUCACCAGUAUCACCCCUCUGGAUAUGCGUCAGGUUGAUUUCACGGUUCCCACCAUCAUAGCAAAUGAGAUGAACUACAUAUUUGACUACUGUACCAUGCCAUCAAUUAAAGUGCAUAACAUUGUUGUCAUGAUGCAGAUGACUGUAACUGUCAUGUACUUUGGCCACGCUGAGCAGGUGUCUCAGGAGAAGUACCUGUACGUGGACUGCGGAUCAAACACCACGUCUUCACACGGACACAUGAGUGUGAUACAGUGAUGUCCAUCCGUGUGAACCACAGUCCCUCACGUUCCUAUGUGGUGAAACAAAAACCUGUUCUGAGUGUUACAAAUGGCAGAAAAUGAAGUCUGUACUGUAGGGAGAACGCGUCAGGACUGAUCAGCAAGUUUCAGCCAGAGCGCUGAUGUCUUUCUACACCAUCAUUAUCGAUUCUUUAUCACAGCACUGAAAGUUUUGCUUGGAUAGACAGAAGCACUUUAGUAUAUUUUGGGAGAAGGGAUGACGGCAGCAGGAUAUUUUACAUAGAGCUGCAAACACUCAAACCACUUUGACUACUCCGUUACAAUUUUCCUUUUUUCCUGUGCAUUUGUUUUGUAAUGUUAAACAGCGUGCUGCAGUUUCCAUUAGAUCAUGCUCAUUUUAUUGUUAUUUAGCUCUUUGCAGAGCAGGUACUCUUUAGAUUUUUUUUGAGUAUGGUGUUAUCUUAUAUCAACAUGCCAGCUUUCAGAAGUUCACGAGUUAAUGAAAAUGUUGUAUUUUUGUUCAUAGAGAAAUUUAGAAUGAAGGUCUAAACUAAUUUUGAAAAGAAAAUUUAAAAAAAUGAAGUGGGCCGUUCUGAGGCCAAUACAAAGAUGAACAUGAAUCAGGUGUCAUAAUAAAAUAUAUUAAAAUAAAUAUAAAUUUACCUCAGCGGGAAUACCAUAUUAAUUAAGAAAAAAAGGGAAUGAAAAAGGAAGGUUAUUAUUUUGUAUUAUAAAAAUAGACUUCCGUUAAUUGUUCUUAAAGCAUUUUUUCUGUUAUGUUUUAGUCAAAUUCGACCAUAAUUUUUCUUCUUUUUGGUGUUGAUGUAGAUCAUUGAUAACUUAGAUGUUUCUCAUUCACUUUAACCCUUUUGCUUGUCUUGUUUUGUUGGAAUGGCACUUUUACAUCAAAAACUUUUUAAAUGGUGUUUUAUUUAAAUGUUAUCUUUGGGAAAUGAUUUAUCAAUAAAUUACAUUUCUUCGAUGAAA